AUGGGUUUCUUGAAACAGUUAGACGUAGAAAACUUCAAGUCCUGGCGAGGAAAGCAAAUUAUCGGGCCAUUUAAAAGAUUUAAUUGCAUUAUUGGCACUAAUGGAUCAGGCAAGUCAAAUGUUAUGGAUGCUCUUGGAUUUGUGAUGGGGGAGAGGGCGGCAAAUCUCCGCGUCAAACAUACCAAAGAUCUCAUCCACGGUGCUCACAUCGGAAUACCUGUGUCCACCUCUGCUAGUGUUACCAUGAUCUAUUGUGGUGACAACAAUGAGGAAAUAUUCUUCAGUAGAACCAUCUCAGGGGAAUCGUCUGAAUAUCGUGUGAAUGGUAAACAGCUCACUUUGGCGAAGUACACUGGGGAGCUGGAGAAGAUAGGCAUUGUGGUGAAAGCAAAAAAUUGUCUGGUGUAUCAGGGUGCUGUGGAGUCUAUUGCCAUGAUGAAUCCCAAAGAUCGAACAAAGAUGUUUGAACGUAUCAGCAACUCCCGAGAGCUGAGCAAGGAGUAUGAUGCCAAACUGGCAGCCCUGCUCAAAGCCAAAGAGGACACCCAGUUCCACUUUAACAGGAAGAAGGCAGCUACAGCUGAGAAGAAGCAAGUUUUUAAAGAUAAGAGUGAGGCAGAAAAUUAUCAGGCGCUGGUGGAUGAACUCAGAGAACGCAAACUCCAGCUGACCCUCUUUCAACUCUUCCACAAUGAGAAAGCCAUUGAAGCACAGUCAGAUAAAUUGAGGGAGAAACAAGAGGCUGCAGCUCACCAGAAGAGCAACCUGGAUGUCUGGGAGCAAACCGUGAAGGCUCAGAAGAAAGAACAUGGUCGUCUGAAUCGAGAACUUCAGCAGCUGGAAAAAGAGAUCAGAUCCCAGGAGCAGAUUCAAAAUCAGCAGAAACCUCAGUACAUCAAAGCUAAAGUGAACACCUCCCACCAUGAGCAUAAAGUAGAGGAGGCUAGUCGAAUGCUUCAGAAGAACCAAAGUCAGCAGGCCAAGAAGGAGCAGGAGCUGGAGGAGCUGAGGAGCGAGAUAGCUGAGCUGGAGAGAGCCUGGAGGGUCUGUGAGAGACAGAUGAAGCAGGAGGAGGCUCAAAGAGGAGCUGAAGUGCAGCUAGAGGAGGCCCAGGCGGAGCGGUAUAAGGAACUCAAAGAGCUGGCCAGGAAAAAGGGAGCCGUUUUAACCCAGAACGCAGAGAAGAUGCACUGGGAGGUGAAGGCCGACAGCGAGAAGCUUCAGUUUGACCUCAGAAGGAAGACUGAGAUACAGAUGAAUAUUAAACAUGCUCAAAGUCGGCUUGAAGAUCUCAGCAAAAGGGCAGAAAAGCUGGAAGAGUAUGCCAACACUUCUACAAAAGCCCUGGAGGAGCAACGAGAGCAGGAGGAGCAACUGGCAGAAGAGCUUGAGAGAGGCCGUGUUCGAUCGGAGGAGGUGAACCAGGAACUUGCGCGGGUGCUGACCGAGCUUCAGAACGCUCGUUUGGACAGCCAGGAGAACCGACGGCAGCAGAAACGAGAUGAAGUCCUGGAAAGCCUCAGGAGACUCUACCCUAAUAUGGUGUAUGGCCGUCUGGUUGACUUGUGCCAGCCCAUCCACAAAAAAUAUCAGCUUGCCGUCACCAAGGUGUUUGGCAAGAACAUGAAUGCUAUUGUUGUUACGACUGCCAAAGUGGCUCAUGACUGCAUAAAAUUUCUGAAAGAGGAGAGAGCUGAACCAGAGACAUUUCUCCCUAUUGACUAUAUAGAUGUGCGCCCCCUGAACGAGCGUCUAAGGGAAGUGCGGACAGCCAAGAUGUUGGUUGAUGUGGUUCAAUGUGCUCAGAAUGCCCCUCAGCUGAAGAGGGUGGUGCAGUAUGUGUGCGGGAACUCCCUGGUCUGUGAGACUCUGAGAGAUGCCCGACACAUCGCCUUUGAUGGCCCAGAGCGCCAUCAGACGGUGGCUCUUGAUGGAACCUUGUUCCGCAAGUCUGGGGUGAUCUCAGGGGGCUCUGUGGACCUGCGCAGUAAAGCUCGGCGCUGGGAGGAUAAAGACAUGAACACACUAAGGGAGCAAAAGGAGCAGCUGGCAUCUGAGCUGCGUAAUCUGAUGAAGCUGAGACGUAAGGAGGUGGAGCUGAAGCAAAUCAGGGCUCAGUCUCAGGGAAUCCAGACUCGCCUUAAAUAUUCUAACUCAGAACUGGACUCCAUAUGCAAGAAGAACAUCCCAGCUAGUCAGGCUGUGAUUUCCAAACUCGGGAGUGAGCUCUCUAACCUUGAAGCUCAGAUUGAGAUACAGACUGAGAGUGUUGAACUAAAAGACUAUGAGAUGAAGGCUGUCAGAGACAAAAUCCAUCAGAUAGAGGAUGCUGUGUUUGCAGACUUCUGUGCAGAUAUCGGUGUUGCAAACAUCCGUGAAUACGAACAGGAUUAUCUCAGACUACAACAGGAUCUUGAGAAGAAGCGCCUACAGUUUGAGUCCCAGCGUACCCGUCUCAGUACUCAGCUGGAGUAUGAGCAGGCCCAGCUGGAGAAACAUAUUAAACAGAUGAAGAAGAUUGAAGACACCAUCCAAAAAGAGAAGAACAUAAUUUUCAGCCUGAAAGAGGAGGAGGACAGAUUUAUGAUAGCUGUGGAGGAGACUCAGUCUAAACUCAUGGAACUAAACAACAAACUAGUGGAAAAGACAACUUCGAUUAAUGAUGCAAAGGCUGAGCUUGACAGUAAAGUUAAAGGCCUCCAGGAGAGAAGCAGGGUGCUGGUGAGGCUUCAGAAGGAAACGAUCAGCACUGAGACAGCCCUAGAACAGCUCAGACUGGGCAAACACAACAUGCUGCUGGGCUGUAAAAUAGAGGCCCUACCAUUGAGACUGCUGUCAGGUGCAUUGGAUGACAUCAGUGACAUCCAGCUGGACUCUGAAUCUCAAAGCAUCAGCACACUGCACAUUUAUGAACGAGAGGCACAGAUAGUGUUUGAUUAUUCAGCACUGGACAGGGGCCUUAAGGCCCUGACUGAAGAGAGUGAAGUGGAGGCUGAGUUAGAGAAACUCAAAGAAGGUGUCUCCUCUCUGGAGUGUAUGAUCAUGGUGUCAAGAGCUCCCAACCUGAAAGCACUAGAAAAGAUGAGAGAAGUGAAGGACAGCUUCCGCGAAGUCAUGGAUGCAUUUGAGACCAGCACACACACCACUAAGAAAUGCUGUCAAGAGUUUGAGCAGGUGAAGGCCAAACGCUUCCAUCUGUUUAGCCAGUGCUUUGAACAAGUGUCUGUCACCAUCGACCAGAUCUAUAAAAAACUCUGCAGGAACGCCAGUGCACAGGCCAUCCUCAGUGCUGAGAAUCCAAAUGAGCCCUACCUGGAUGGCAUCAAUUAUAACUGUGUGGCUCCUGGUAAAAGAUUCAUGGCUAUGGACAAUUUAUCAGGAGGAGAAAAGUCCAUUGCUGCUCUUGCUCUGGUCUUUGCCAUUCACAGCUUUCGACCAGCUCCAUUCUUUGUGCUUGAUGAGGUGGAUGCUGCCCUGGACAACACAAACAUCGGCAAGGUUACAGGAUUUUUCCGUGAGAUGUCCAGAGAGAGCAGCCAAAUCAUUGUCAUCUCUCUAAAAGAGGAGUUCUACUCACGGGCAGAUGCUCUGCUUGGGGUUUACUCAAUGUUUGAUGAAUGCAUGUUCAGCCGUCUUCUCACCUUGGACCUAACCCCUUACCCACUGAACGAAGAGAAUGGCACAGAUCGAGAGAAGGAGAAAUUAUAA
Messenger RNA from Xyrauchen texanus (razorback sucker), 3708 nucleotides. It is a transcript of the gene smc1b, whose product is annotated as structural maintenance of chromosomes 1B. Bases 1 to 3708 code for a protein of 1235 amino acids. Gene Ontology annotation, cellular component: nucleus; chromosome; cohesin complex. Lineage: Eukaryota; Metazoa; Chordata; Actinopteri; Cypriniformes; Catostomidae. The transcript has 25 exons. Gene Ontology annotation, biological process: sister chromatid cohesion. Gene Ontology annotation, molecular function: ATP hydrolysis activity; protein binding; ATP binding. The record is from RefSeq and is a predicted model, not a curated record.